CAGCAUGGUCAUCUGAAAGAAGAGCAUGGUCAGCUCCAAGAACAGCAUGCUCAGCUCAAAGAACAGUUUGGUGAGCUUCAAAGACAGCCUGGUGAGCUGCAAGAACAACAUGGACUGAUCAGUGGACAACCGACUGUAGAAAACAUGUACAAGGGAGCUGAACUUCUGAAGGCACAAAGAUACGCAGUUGAUGUGACUCUGGACCCUGAUACAGCACAUCCUCAACUCGUCCUGUCUGAGGACAGGAAACGAGUGAGACAUGAAAACACAAAGCAGGAGCUCCCUGACAACCCAGAGAGGUUUAAACGCCGGAUAGGUGUCCUGGGAAAAGAAAGGUUUUCUUCAGGGAGACAUUACUGGGAGGUGGAGGUUGGGGACAAAACUGACUGGGAUUUAGGAGUGGCCAGAGAGUCCAUCAACAGGAAGGGAAAACCUACACUGAGUCCCAAUAAUGGUUACUGGACUAUCUGUCUGAGGAAUGGAAAUGAGUAUAAGGCUAAUGCUGAGUCCUCUGUGUCCCUCCCCCUGAGUGUGAAGCCCCAGAAGGUGGGGGUGUAUGUGGACUAUGAGGAGGGUCAGGUCUCCUUUUACAGUGUGGAGGAGAUGUCUCAUAUCUACAUUUUCACUGGAUAUAAAUUCACUGAGAAGCUCUAUCCGUUCUUCUGGCCAGGUGCCCCAAACUCAGCCCCACUGAUCAUCUCUCCUGUGAGUCACACAGACUGAAGAAACUGAGUUUAGCUUUUAAUGUUCAGGUUAUGAUGCCAUAUUCUGAUUUAAUUUCCCA
Molecule: messenger RNA, 784 nt
Organism: Scleropages formosus (Asian bonytongue)
Lineage: Eukaryota; Metazoa; Chordata; Actinopteri; Osteoglossiformes; Osteoglossidae
Product: zinc-binding protein A33-like
Exons: 10
Coding region: 145-723 (192 amino acids)
Molecular function (GO): protein binding
Source: RefSeq, a predicted model, not a curated record